AUGUUUGAUAUUACCCUCCUAAAUAUAAUUAUGGAGGGAAGGAGUGUGGGAGGACAUUUAGAGAUGGGGAUGGUAUGUGUCCGUAAUCGCUGCAGCGGUAGCGGGAAUGUCCCGUCGUUUAUCGUGCUCGUCCAAGGAGUGUGUUUUCAUGAACGUCGUUUGUGGCGUUGGGGAUGCGAACAACAUUGUAUUGCGAGCAGUGCUAAUGCAAACGAACUACAAACAAACAAUACCACAGUUCUUGAUUGUGUGGGUUCUGAUACGUGUGUUGUUGUUUAUGUGUUGCGCUCAUUUGUGUGUGUGCCAAAAUAG
Molecule: messenger RNA, 312 nt
Organism: Trypanosoma theileri
Lineage: Eukaryota; Euglenozoa; Kinetoplastea; Trypanosomatida; Trypanosomatidae
Exons: 1
Coding region: 1-312 (103 amino acids)
Source: RefSeq, a predicted model, not a curated record